UUGCCUACGUCCAAACAGCCCGCCGCAACCAACACUACCGCCGUCUCUUCCCCCUCAACGGCUUCACUUACCUUCAAUCAGUCGCAGAGCCUUGUUGACUCCCCUCCUCGAGGUCUCUCUGCGGCCAGCUCCAUCCUCCGAAUCUCCUCAAGUGUAGCUUGUCUCGUCACAGGUCCUCUUGAACAGGUGGGCCGAUUGUUGAGAAGCCGACUCAGCCAGUUCUCCUCCGGCUCCCGGUCCCCUGCCCCCACUCCGCCGCCUUCAGCCUCAAGUAAUCUGGCCACCAGAACUUUGUUAAAGCCCUCCUCUCGACCUCCUUCCUCCAUUUCCAUCACCUCCUCCUGCUCUGCCUCUGCCUUCUCCUCGUUGCAUGCUCCAAACCAGUCGUCUGCCUACUUGGACCGAUCUUCAGCCGCCCUUGCGCCUCGGCGUGACAAUCUGCCCAAUCUCGUCUGGCCCGGGUCCUGUUCACAUUUUGCUCAGGGCUCGAGCCCAAUUUCUGCGUCGACGUCGCCAGGCUGUAUGAUGCAUCGAAGCCAUACUUCUGCCUCAACUGGCCCCCACCAAUUAGAAGGGAAUUCAGCUCCUUCGCCAGCCUCCAUCUUUUCCAGUGCAUCUCCAUCUCAUUCAUCUUCUCGACAUAAUGCCAACAGAUCUUCAAUCUCUUCUUCCUUUUGUCUAGCCUCGGAAAACUCGCCCCCAGCCUCAAUUGGCCACUUGGCUGGACCUACAUCUCAUUCGGUUGCUGGUACAACCCCAGCCUCUGCGGCUGUCGCGUUUGCUGCAGCUUUAGCCGCCACAAUGGCCGAGCUGUCUCGACCCCGAGUCCGGCGCCAGAGGUUCUACUCUUUGCAGACCACACUGUCUGCAAUGUUUACUGGUGGUGGCGGCUAUAACAUUGAAGCGAAUGCCGAAGCUCUAGGCCAAUCUAACUGUCCGUCAUGGCAACAUGGGUUCAGAUUUUCUCACCAGUACACCCAACAACAGACUGUACGGGCUCCGCAACUACGUCUUGGCACGAACCAGCCUCCUUUUUUUCAGGUAAUCUCAAGAUUCAAACUUGAUUUAUUCUGGCAUUUGAAGCCGAUAUGA
Protopolystoma xenopodis is the source of this 1092-nucleotide messenger RNA. The record is from the annotation of a GenBank genome assembly. NCBI's taxonomy places the organism in Eukaryota, Metazoa, Platyhelminthes, Monogenea, Polystomatidea, Polystomatidae.